Molecule: messenger RNA, 2574 nt
Organism: Cyphomyrmex costatus
Lineage: Eukaryota; Metazoa; Arthropoda; Insecta; Hymenoptera; Formicidae
Product: aminopeptidase N-like
Exons: 9
Coding region: 1-2574 (857 amino acids)
Biological process (GO): peptide catabolic process; proteolysis
Cellular component (GO): membrane; cytoplasm
Molecular function (GO): metalloaminopeptidase activity; zinc ion binding; peptide binding
Source: RefSeq, a predicted model, not a curated record
AUGUUAACGAUGAAAUGGCUACCAUUGAUGUUUGUCCUAGCAGUUUGCUGGGCGAGCGAUCCUAUUUCCGAUGAUGUGGCUCCUCAACUUCUUGAAGAAAUUUCAGAUAAUUAUAGAUUGCCGCUAGAUGUUGUACCUUCCGAAUAUAAUAUCGCAUUGCAGCCGAUUUUUGAGUCACCUAAUAAUAAUUUUACUUUCAAAGGAGAAUCUGUGAUCACUCUCAAUAUUAUAAAAGAAACAAAUACUAUAACUUUCCAUGCUAAGGAAAUUGAUAUCAUUAAGAAUAGUAUUAAAUUAACAUAUAAAAAUAAAAACGAAAGUAUAACUGUUGAUUCAUCAGAUAUACAGUUUAAGGAAGAUAUAAAUAAGGACUUCGUAACGCUCGUUUUUAACAAGCCUAUUCCUAUAACAACAAAUGCAAAUCUGUUUUUGCAUUAUACUGGAAAGUUAAAUGAUAAAUUACGUGGAUUCUACAGAAGUUCUUACCAGAAUAAGGAAGGAAAGAAGAUAUGGCUCGCAACGACUCAUUUUGAACCAGUAAGCGCAAGAUUGGCUUUCCCAUGUUGGGACGAACCACAAUUUAAAGCACAUUUUACUAUUACCAUUACAGUUCCUCAAAAUUACAAAGCGAUUUCGAAUAUGCCUCCAGAAAAACCUAAUAAUGUAAAGAUUACUUUCAAGAAGACACCAAAAAUGUCUACUUAUCUUGUGGCUUUUGUAGUUUCGGAUUUCACGACUCUGCAAAACAAUAAUGGAAAUUUUAAUGUUUUGGCGAAACCUACAGUAGAGCAAAGCACUAAAGAAUUCGCAUUAAAAUAUGGAUUAGAAACGUUACAGGCACUAAAAGAUUUUACCAACAUUGAUUAUUAUGGAGGAGGAGAAAUGCUCAAGCUGGAUCAAAUUGCAAUACCAGACUUCGCGGCAGGUGCUAUGGAAAAUUGGGGUCUUGUGACGUACAGAGAAUCUCGACUUCUCUAUAUAGAGAAUAAAACAACCACGGAAGAGAAGCAAGCUAUAGCGACAGUAAUAGCACACGAACUCUCUCAUCAGUGGUUUGGUAACUUAGUUACUUGCAAAUGGUGGAAUCAUAUUUGGCUAAAUGAAGGAUUUGCUACCUUUUUCCAAUAUUAUAUUACCGAUAAAGUUGUUCCACAACUGUCUUGGCGUCUUAUGGAACAAUUUAUUAUUAAAAAUGUGCAAGCAUCAUCAUUCGUUGUUGAUGCAAGUAGUAAAACUCGCGCAUUAAAUCCAAAAAUUGUUAUACAAACUCCUACUCAAAUUGGAAGUUUGUUCGACGAUAUUGCCUACAAAAAAGGUGCUUCUAUUCUUUGUAUGAUGCAAGGAUUCUUAUCGGAAAAUGUUUUUCGAGAAGGACUUAGGAAAUAUCUAAAUAUUUAUAAGGGCAAAUCCGUUGAGUCUGACGAUUUCUUCGAAUCUGUCCAAAAUUCCAAUGAUAAGAAAUUGGAAGAAUUUUUGCCAAAAAAUACUACACUUAAACAAGUUAUGAAAAAUUGGAUUGAUGAACCUGGAUAUCCUGUCAUUACCGUCACGUGGAAUAAGAAUUUAUCUGGUGUUGUUAGUAUAACGCAGGAACGAUUCUUCUUGGUGAAACCAGUGAAAGUAGAUAAAACUCAGUGGUAUAUACCCAUCAACUAUGUAACAGAAGAGUCGCCCGAAGAAGUGAUGCCCACGGAUAAAAAAUCUCGCUGGUUGAUACCCGGAACAAGUACAUCAUUAGACAAAUUAAACAAUACGAAAUGGAUACUUUUCAAUAAGAAUCAAACAGGUUUCUAUCGUGUAAAUUAUGACGAUUCAAAUUGGCAAAAGCUAGCGUCGUACUUAAAAUCACCUUAUUAUGCUAAUAUAAGCACAACCAACCGCGCCCAAUUAAUUGAUGAUGCAUUAAAUCUCGCGCGUUCAGGACACUUGGCAUAUAAAACUGCAUUGCAGAUCACAUCGUAUCUGUCAAAUGAGACUGAUUAUAUUCCAUGGUAUGCCGCUGUCAGAUCAUUUAAUUAUCUGGAUAGUGUAUUAGUAGGUGGAAAGAACUACACAGAAUAUCACAAAUAUGUCGCUGAAAAGAUAAAACCUUUUGCAUUAAAAGUCAACUACAAAGAUUGGGAAAACGGUACACAUGUAGAUAAACUUGCCAAAGUGUUGGCACUAAAUGCAGCUUGUAAAUACGGAUUAGAAGACUGCAAUAACUUUGUUAAUAAGAAGCUUACAGAUUGGUUAGAUAAUAAGAAGAAAGAAGAUGAGAAGAAACUCUUGCCAGACUUAAGACGUGGAAUUCUUUGCGCCGGAUUGCGAAAUGCAAGCGCACAAAUAUGGAACGAGGCUCUACAAAAGUACAAAACCACUAAAGAUAAAGAUGAAAAGGCUGACAUUCUGGCCGGUCUUGGUUGCGCCACAUCCAAGGAAAUUGUCCAGAAAUUCCUCGCGUUAACUGUCGAGAAGGAUUCCCACGUCGAUAUUUUUGCUGUGGUGAAUUCGAUAUAUGCGGGUAAUGCCGAAUCCUUCGACAUCCUCGUAGAGUUCAUCAACGAUAAUAUUGAAACGAUUCGUAAGACGUAA